UCUAUUGAGCAUUAGGUUGAAGUUUCAGAAAUGGCUUUUUGCCUGUUUAUAAGUUCAUUCCCGAUGUGUAGUUUCCCCAUACACUCAAAAUUGAAAAGCUUCUCAUACAAUGGGUCAAGCUUUCAUAGGUUAACAGUUUUUUCUGCCUCACAGAGUGCUGUUACAAACAAAACCUCUAUUGAAGACGACAGCAAAAUUAGACGAUCAGCUAAUUACCAUCGUCCUAUUUGGGAUUAUGAUUAUGUUCAGUCACUCAGAGAUGGUUUUGUACAAGAUGAAUCAUACAAUGAACGAGCAAGCAAUUUGCAGGAAGAAGUGAGGAUGAUGCUUGGAAAUAUGGUGGAUUCUUUGGAGAAACUUGAGCUUAUUGAUACCUUACAAAGGCUUGGUUUGUCCCAUCAUUUUGAAGCUGAAAUAAACAAAACUUUGAAGAAUAUAAGUACUGAUCGCAUCGGUACUGCUGCAUGGAAAAAAGACAAUUUAUAUGCUACAGCUCUUGAAUUUAGACUGCUUAGACAGCAUGGGUAUAAGGUGGAUCAAGAUGUUUUCACUUGCUUCAUGGAUGAUGUUGGAAACAUUAAAUCAAGCCUAAAUCAAGAUUUCAAGGGACUGCUCAACCUGUAUGAGGCUUCAUACCUCUUAUUAGAAGGUGAAACAAUGCUAGAGAAUGCAAGAGAGUUGGCAGCUAAACUUCUAAAACAAUAUUUGAAGGAGAACAAUGAUGAUCAAUAUCUUCGGGUGCUUGUGGACCAUGCCUUUGAGCUUCCUCUACAUUGGAGGCUGCCAAGGUUGGAAGCCAGAUGGUUCAUAGAUGUGUAUGAGAAAAACAAGGACAAAAAUCCCAUUAUUUUAGAGCUUGCUAUAUUGGAUUACAACAUAGUCCAAUCGAUCCACUUGGAAGAUUUUAGAUAUGCUUCAACAUGGUGGAAGGAACUUGGUCUAGGCGAAAAACUUGGCUUUGCUAGAGAUAGGAUUAUGUCAAACUUUUUAUGGAGUGCGGGAAUGGUAACUAAUCCUCAGGAUACGAAAAGUAGAAGAAUUCAGACAAAGGUUAAUGCUCUGUUAACAUGUGUAGAUGAUGUCUAUGAUGUUUAUGGCACCUUAGAUGAGUUGGAACUCUUCACAGAUAUUGUUGAGAGAUGGGAUAUAAAUGCAAUACAGAGACUUCCAAACUUUAUGAAGAUAUAUUAUCUUGCUCUUUACAAUUUCAUAAAUGAAAUCGCUUUUGACAUUCUUAAGGAACAAGGGAUAGAUGUCAUUCCCUUCCUCAAGAAACCGUGGACAGAUCUUUGUAAAGCAUAUUUGCUGGAGGCAAAAUGGUAUUACAGUGGAUAUACGCCAACCCUAAAAGAGUACCUUGAUAAUGCUUGGAUUUCAGUAACGGGUCAUGUAAUGCUUGCUCAUACCUAUUUGGCAACUCAUCAUAUAACGGAAGAGGGAUUGCGCAACUUCCAAGAAUAUUACCCCGAUAUAAUAUAUCAUGCCAACAUACUUGCACGAUUAUUAAAUGAUUUAGGGACAUCAUCGUAUGAGCUAAAAAGAGGUGAUGUUCCUAAAUCCAUCCAAUGUUAUAUGUACGAAAGUGGAGCAUCUGAAGAAGAAGCUCGUGAGCACAUAUGGAAGUUAAUUGACGCAGAAUGGAAAAAGAUGAAUAAAGAUCAAAUGACUGAAUCUCUUUUCUCUCGAAAGUUUUUUGAAAGGGCUAUAAGCCAUGCUAGAGUGGCAUUAAUGAUAUACCAAAAGGACGAUGGUUUUGGUAUUGAAGGUAACGAAUUCGAGGAUAAAGUGUUAUCAUUAUUUGUCCACCCAAUAUUUUUGCCCAAAUGAAUAAGAACAUUGGAAUUAUUUCCAUAUUGGGCCAAAAAAUUGUUAGAUUUUAUGUUUUAGUAUGGUGUACAGUAAACUUAUGGUAAUGUAAGGACUCCUAGUUCAUGUUGUUCCCUUUGCUUUU
Messenger RNA from Gossypium raimondii (Peruvian cotton), 1951 nucleotides. RefSeq names its product terpene synthase 10. The transcript has 7 exons. Lineage: Eukaryota; Viridiplantae; Streptophyta; Magnoliopsida; Malvales; Malvaceae. The record is from RefSeq and is a predicted model, not a curated record. Gene Ontology annotation, biological process: diterpenoid biosynthetic process. Bases 31 to 1827 code for a protein of 598 amino acids. Gene Ontology annotation, molecular function: magnesium ion binding; terpene synthase activity.